AUGGAGUAUGCUUCUCUGCCCAUAUCUCUCUCCCUCUCUCCAUCGACACCAAAGCUCUUUAGGCUACUUUGCGCAUGUACGGCCAGUCACACCGAGCAUUGCAUCGACUACAAGAUGGCGAAAGCACGUCUGGCUUGCCUCCUGACUCUCCUCUCAACUCACUGCUACUUAAGUGUGUUAGCAGUGGUGCUGAGAACCAGUAACGACUCACCGUGGACUGAUGAGUUUGACAAAAUUGAGUUAUCAUGUUUGAUUGAGUCCAUUUCUACAACCAAUCCCAGAAUUGAAUGGAAGAAGAUAACAAGCGAAGGACCAAGCUAUGUGUACUUUGACAAGAAGAUCUCAGGUGACCUGGAGAACAGAGCGGUGAUCAGAGAACCUGCCACGUUACUGAUAACCAACGCCACCAGAUCGGACACAGCGAAAUAUCGCUGUGAGGUCACGGCCGCUGAUGACCAGAAGUCAUUUGAUGAGAUUGUGAUUGACCUUGUUGUAAGAGUAAAGCCGGUGGUGCCAAAAUGCAGUGUCCCGAAGUCGGUGCCUUUUGGGAAGUCAGCUGAGCUGACGUGUGUGGAGGAGGAGGGCUUCCCCAAGUCCCAGUACCAGUGGUUCAAGAACAGGGAGGAGAUUCCCGACGACCCCAAGACCAGCCUCAAGUUCUUCAACUCCUCAUACAUGCUCAACGCAGACACAGGAACUCUGAAGUUCAUCGCCGUCAGAAAAGAAGAUGCAGGGGAGUAUUUCUGCAGAGCGAGGAACGAUGCAGGAUACUCCGAGUGUCCCCCACAGAAGAUGGAAGUGUAUGAUAUUGAUGUUGUGGGGAUUAUACUGGGAGUGCUGGUGGUGGUCGUAGUGCUCCUGUGUAUAACAGUGGGGAUCUGCUGUGCGUACAAGAGAGGCUACUUCUCCAGCCAAAAACAGACAGGGAACAAUUACAAAGUCCCAGCUAAAGGAGAUGGAGUGGACUACGUCAGGACGGAAGAUGAGGGGGAUUUUCGACACAAGUCGUCAUUUGUGAUCUGAGAAGGGAGAGGACGAUGAGGGCCAUUGUGUUGAGUGAAAGACAUGACAUGUGGGACUGCACUCCACGCUGUCUGACCACGGAGCUGCCACAGUUCAUGCUCUUAGCUCUCAGCAUGACUGAAAUCCAACUGCUCAAGUUUGCCAAAGGCGACAAGAUUUCACAGGACAACAACAACAACACGUAAAACUAUUACACACAUAGGGACUGAGGUGAAUUUGUCAACUUUAAUCACCACCAGCUGAAUUCUUUUGCUAAAUUAUGGAGUUCUUAAUUUACCGUUAUUGCAUGGUUUUAAACAGUAAUCGAGGUGGAGAAACGGAAACAUUUCUUUGUUCUGCCCGGUAGAAAAGAAGGAGUCUCUCUCUCCUCAAACGUCAGUCUAUCAUGACACAUUUCUACUGUAAACUUUUAGCUUCAAACCUUUUGUCAUUUGUAUAACCUUUCUUUUCUACUGUUGAAAUUUGUCAGACUAUUUUUGAUGGAAUAUAUUUUAAAAUGCCUAUAGAUAAAUGUUUACUUUUUUAAAUAUUUGUAAAAUACUAACAUGUUUUUUUUUUUUUUAUUAUUAUUAUUAUUAUUUGGUUGUGGAUUUAAAAGAAAAAUUAUGUAAUAGUUUAACCACUUUGCAUUAAGCUGUAAGCAUUUACACCUUUGCAAUCAGAAAAAAAAAAGACAAAUGAAACAUGACUUGUAUUAGCAUAUCAAGAUGUAGUUCUUGAUCGGCGGUCUUACAUAUUUAAUUUCUCUGCUGGCAAUGCCCAGGUUUUUGUUGCGAGAGACUUCCAUGUUAAUGUUUGUAGAUAGUCUUAGUAAGAGGCUUUGAAGAGUGCCAGUCAAAUGCUGUGAAACACUGUCCACAAUCAGUGCUGCGUUUUCUUCAUUUUAAGUGUCCUUCUAUGCUUGCUGUUAAUCUUGUAUAUAUUGAACUUACUGUCCAGGAUAGAGUUUUGCUGUCAUACAUAUAUUCAGUAUUACACUAUAAUAAUAACAAUAAUGAUAAUGAUAAUGAUAUAAUACAGGGUUUGUAAGUUAACCUUCCAGCCCCCCCCCCCCCCCAAAAAAAAAAAAAAAACUAGAGAAAAUAUGUGACAAGUUUUACUUUGAAAAACUAGAUAUGGUACUAUCAAAUUCAACAGAGUAAAAGCCUGAAUUUGAAUUCUGAAUGGAAACAAAUUGGAUGACGUGAAACACAGAGCACAGACCUUUCUGUUACUGCGAGUGACAUUAAAAGCCUGUUAUCAGGACCAGGUUAUUUAAACUACUGACUCACCUAUUUUUAAGCUGUAAUUACUAAAGGUACCACCAACAUCAGAGGAAAGGCUCUACAGCAGAUACACAUCAUCAUGGACCCUGGUUGAUACCUGCUGAUGUUUUCACUAAAACUUAAUUAGAGUAGAUCUCGUCUAACAUUUCUAACCUUUAGCAGUGACUAAAUGUUUUAGUUGGAAAGAAGAGUGAUUUUAGGUUUGACUGAAGCUCAUAUAGUUCUCAUCUCUCUCAGCGAAGCUGAAGGCAAACAGGACUGACCCUGCACUUCAGUGUUUCAGUGACAUACAGCUGGAGGGUCUGGAGGGUUAACAGUUGUAUUGAUUGUAUAUAGAUUUUUCUCUCUCUCUCUCUCAAGAUUAUGUAAAGUGGUGAAAAAUGUAAAAAAAAAAAAAAAAAAAUCCUAUAUGAGGCGACAUGAAACUCUAAGGCUGAGAAAAGGUAACAUUUUAUCAUAUCAUUCAGAACAUAUGAAGAUGAGCGUCUGAACAGCAGCAUGGUAAU
Toxotes jaculatrix (banded archerfish) is the source of this 2794-nucleotide messenger RNA. It is a transcript of the gene jam3b, whose product is annotated as junctional adhesion molecule 3b. The record is from RefSeq and is a predicted model, not a curated record. The coding region runs from base 1 to 1023 and encodes 340 amino acids. Lineage: Eukaryota; Metazoa; Chordata; Actinopteri; Toxotidae. Gene Ontology annotation, biological process: angiogenesis; cell adhesion. The transcript is spliced from 10 exons. Gene Ontology annotation, molecular function: protein homodimerization activity; protein heterodimerization activity.